Messenger RNA from Ctenopharyngodon idella (grass carp), 3782 nucleotides. It is a transcript of the gene pals1b, whose product is annotated as protein associated with LIN7 1, MAGUK p55 family member b. The transcript is spliced from 13 exons. NCBI's taxonomy places the organism in Eukaryota, Metazoa, Chordata, Actinopteri, Cypriniformes, Xenocyprididae. The record is from RefSeq and is a predicted model, not a curated record. Gene Ontology annotation, biological process: morphogenesis of an epithelial sheet; generation of neurons; establishment or maintenance of polarity of embryonic epithelium. Gene Ontology annotation, cellular component: plasma membrane; adherens junction. The coding region runs from base 1 to 1962 and encodes 653 amino acids. Gene Ontology annotation, molecular function: protein binding.
AUGUUAACGUUACACAUAAACGAUGACACGACGGAGGACUCAGGUGACGACGCUGAGAUGGACAUGGACGGUCCUGCCAAACUCAUCGCUCCAGACCAGAUGGGAAAAUCCCAAGACAGUCCAGAGGAAGUGAUGAUGAUAAAGGAGGAGGAAGAGGCUUUUGAACAGACACAGGACACUGAUCUGAACUCAUCCUCGUGUCUCGAAUUGACACAGUGCAGCACUGAGGGCAACAAUCAUCUGUUUUUUGAUGCAACGGAUGUUGCCAAGUCAACCUCAGAAGAGGAAACUACAACAGAGCUGGAUGAUUUGCUUGACUCUCUGCAGCGUCUGCAGCUGCAUCUGACUGAUGCUGAGAGUCAGGAGGACGUUCAGCUGCUGCUGGAGCUGCUGCUGCAGACGGACUUCCAGCAGGCAUUCAGCAUGCAUCGCAGCGUGGCUCUGGGCAUGAGACACCUCUGCCCGCCAUACCCGCUCACCGCACAUGCCCAGCAGAUCAGAGACGAGGUGGAAAGUGUCCUGCAGUGCAGUAAACACACUGAAGCCACAGAACUAACAGGCCUGUUGACUUCACCACAUCUACAGGCCCUGAUGGAGGCUCAUGACUGCAUAGCCGAGCAGGAAUUGGAUGUUGAAACUAUUGAAGAUGUGGACCAGGAUGAAAAGACCACCAAACUCGUUUCCCUGGAGAAAACUCGUGACAUGCCUUUGGGUGUGACGGUUCGUAACGAACAUGACUGCGUCAUCAUCAGCCGGGUGGUGAGUGGAGGAACUGCAGAGAAAAGCAACCUACUCAGUGAAGGAGACGAAAUCCUAGAGAUCAACGGCGUUCCAGUCCGUGGAAAAAGUGUUAAUGAUGUUCACAACAUACUGUCCAGCAUGCAUGGGUCCCUCACAUUUCUCCUCAUCCCAAACUCUCAAAACAAAAUAGCUCCUCACAGACCGACUGUGAUGCAUGUAAAAGCAAACUUCAGCUAUGACCCAUCUGAGGACCCAUAUGUGCCGUGCAGAGAGCUUGGCCUGUCCUUCCAAAAGGGAGACAUCCUCCACGUCACUAGCCAGGACGACCCCAAUUGGUGGCAGGCGUACAGGGAAGGUCACGAGGACCAGAAGCCCCUCGCUGGCCUCAUUCCUGGGAAGAGCUUCCAACAGCACAGAGAAGCCAUGAAGAAAACCAUCACAGACAGGAAUCAAGAGUAUAAAGGGAAACUUUGGUGUGCUAAGAAAAGCAAAAAGCAACGAAAGAAACUAUUGUAUAACCCUAAUAAGAAUAUUGAGCUUUACAGUGAAGAUAUACUGACCUAUGAGGAGGUGGCACUGUACCGUCAGCCGCCCAACCACAAGCGUCCCGUCGCCCUGAUUGGUCCACCAAACAGCGGACAUGAUGAAUUGAGACAGAGACUGCUUUCCUUAGAGCCUGACCGGUUCGCCGGUGCUGUUCCACACACCACACGAAACCCCCGCACGCAUGAGCUCAACGGAAGAGAGUACAACUUUGUAUCACGACAGAGCUUUGAAUCUGAACUGGCUGCAGGGAAAUUCAUCGAGUCGGGCGAGUUUGAACAGAACCUGUACGGCACAAAUACAGAUUCAGUCAGACAGGUUGUCAACUCAGGAAAAAUAUGCCUGCUGUGUCUGCAGCCCAGGUCCCUGCGAGUGCUAUGUUCCUCAGAUCUUAAACCGUACAUCAUCUUCAUCAGGCCUUCUCUUCCUCCUCCUCCUCCUCUUCCUCCUCCUCAGGAGCGAUUCUCCACCCUGCUGGCCAGAGGAGUGAAGAAACACACGCCUGAGGAUGCAAGAGACACUUUGGAGAAAGCACGUGAGAUGGAGCACAGCUACGGUCACUUGUUUGAUGCCAUCAUCACAAACGACGAGCAGGAGAAAACCGUCUCUGAGCUGCUGCGAAUCAUUGACAAACUGGACCUCGAGCCGCAGUGGGUCCCUUCUGCCUGGGUCAGCUAAAAAACACUUCCAUUGAGAAAUAAUGAUGCAUUUUCAGUGUUCAAUGAACCUAAUUUGUGAUAUAACUAAACGCCACUCUCUGAAUAAACCAUACUGAGGUCACGAGUCAACAUGGCAUACAUAUAGUAAACUAGACAUCAUGCACAGUCUGCUAGUAUUUCGAACAUGACCGAGAUGCUGCAAUAUGGACUUUUCCUUAAGUUUUCUCGCAAUAUUGUGACCUGUAAUAUUUCCAUCCCAUUAAAAAAAAGCAUAGAAAUUCUAGAAAUUAUUUUCUAAACGUAGAUACAUAUCAAAGUAUUUCUUCAUCCAUAGAGGAUCAUAUUUGUGAGCAGUUUCUUAGAGCUUUACGUGUUUUCAUGUUCUUAUAUCAGUAAAGUGACGUAUUAAUGACAUUGUUGAAUGUGUAAUUUGACAAUACCUAAGCCAAAACUAAUGUUAAAAUUGUUUUUAAUUAAAAAAGUUGAAUAAAAAAUGUUAAUGUAGUGUGAUGGUAUAUACAGUCAAACCAAAGACACUAGAUAUCAUUUUUAAUAUAUUUUUACUAGUGGGUGCAGGACACUAUAGUUCAUUUAUGCAAGUGAGGAUAGCAAAAUGUGACAUAUACCCAAAAUUUCUUCAUACAGUGGACUACCAGUAAAAUUGAUAAAAAAAAAUAAAAAAAAAUGGGACCAAAAUGUAUUCAGACACUUUGACCUGGCCAUGUUUAGCUUGUGUUCUCUGACAUAAUUAAGAUAAAAAAAUUUCUGACAGUUUAACUCUGAGAUCUUGUCAUAUUUUAUUGCCAUUUUUUUAAACUAUAGUGAAUAAACUGUAAUAAUGAAUGAAAUAUUCAAGGUGUCUGAAUAUAUUUUGGUUUGACUGUAUAUAUGUGGCCCUGGACCACAAAACCAGUCAUAGGGGUCCGUUUGUUUAAUUUGAGAUUUAUACAUCAUCUGAAAUCUGAAUAAAUAAACUUUCCAUUGAUGUAUGGUUUGUUAGGAUAGGACAAUAUUUGGCCGAGAUACAACUAUUUGAAUAUCUGGAAUCUGAGGGUGUAAAAAAUCAAAAUAUUGAGAAAAUCGCCUUUAAAGUUGUCCAAAUGAAGUCCUUAGCGAUGCAUAUCCACUCACAAAAAUACAUUUUGAUACAUUUACGGUAGGAAAUUUGCAGAAUAUCUUCAUGGAACAUGAUCUUUACUUAAUAUCCUAAUGAUUUUUUGGCAUAAAAGAAAAAUCAAUAAUUUUCACCCAUACAACGUAUUGUUGGCUACAAAUAUAUCUGUUCGACUUAUGACUGGUUUUGUGGUCCAAGGUCACAUAUAUUGUUGGAUAUAAUGUAACAUUUGCCUUCGGCUGUGAAUCAAGUUUGAAUUUUUGUCCUUGUAAAAAGUUUGGGCAUCUCAGCUUUAGUCAACAUGCAUUCGCAACCCAAUUCAAUUCUACACUCACCAUCGACUAACUGCUCAUUAACGCAAAUAGCUAAUCAACCAAUCACAUGGCAGUAACUCAAUGCAUUUAGGCAUGUACACAUGAUCAAGAUGAUGUGCUGAAGUUCAAACUGAGCAUCUGAAUGAGGACGUUAAGUGACUUUGAACGUGGCAUGGUUGGUGUCAGAGUCUGAAUAUUUCAGAAACUGCUGAUCUACUGGGGUUUUCACACACAACCAUCUCUAGGAAUGGUCCAAAAAAGAGAAAAUAUCCAGUGGGUGUCAGUUCUGUGGGUGAAAAUGCCUUGUUGAGGUCAGAGAAGAAUGAUCAAACUGGUUCAGCUGAUAUUGAAGAAUUAAAGCAGUGCUAAAGGCAACCCGGUAUUAGCAAGUGAACCUAAUAAAGUAGCCUA